UUUAUAUUGACAAUAGUUGCAGUACAGUAUUGGAUUUUCUGUGAUUGGUGGAAACUGUAUUAAUUCGCAAAAAAGAAAAAUAGUCCGAUUCAAUAUAAAUAUACUGAGAAUAAAGAAAGCCUUUUUUCUAUUAAAAGCUGAAUUAAUAAAUUUAUUAAUAGAUGUAUAAUUAAUAGUUCUUAUUAUAUAACAGGAUUAGGCCUGUAUUUUUAGAAUUAACUGAACUUUUGAUAAGAGAGAAAUACUUUAAAAUGACUACUAGAAAAAAUAUUGAGUAUGAACGUGAUUUGCUACUGGAAAACUAUAAAACUGUAAAGAAGAAAUUAGAAGAGGAAAGGUUAGCUCUUGAAGAGGAGUGGGUUGAUGAAAAUCGAAAAUUUAGUAAUCAGACUGGAAAUAUCCCAAUUAGUAAUGUGAAAUUAGGAUAUUAUGGCCUACCUUUGGCGAAGAUUAGCGAUAGUAAAGAUUUAAUACCUUAUAAGCAACAAUAUGAAAGAAAUAGAAUGGAAUAUCAGCACAGGAAAUGGAUGCUUACUCUCCCCUAUAAUGGUGAAUUAGGUCCACAAUCAUAUAAAUCUUGGCAAAUGAACGAUUAUUUCUUCAUACGGAAAUUAACGGAAGUCAUAAUAGAUGAUAUCCUAAAUAGUCAUAUUCCCGUUCAUAGAACUAUUACACCUCCGUUCUACAAACAACCAAAGCAUCCUUUGGAGGAAAAGUCUAUAUUGUUAAUAGUAGAACAAAUGCUUCUUAUUGAAACAGCACACUUAGCUGCAGAAAUAGCUGAAGAAAGUUUACAUAUUUAUAAACAUAUUAGGCAAACUGGUGACUUGAAUUUUAUGAGACUUAUAGAAAUGGUUGUUAGUAAUAAGGAAAAUGGCAGGGAAACUGAUGAUCCGGCUUAUGCAAGCAUCGGUGAAGAAUAUUAUACGAAAGGGGACGAAAGGAAUGUUUCAGUUUGGAAGAUUGAUUUAUAAAUUUAGAGUCUAUAUUUUUAUAAAAUAUAUGUUUAUCCCUCUUUAUGGUAUUAUGAGUAGAUAAUUUAAAUAGUAUAUAUGCCUAAAUUUUCAGCAAUAAUUUUUCUUAUUUAUGUAAAUAAAAUGG
Dimorphilus gyrociliatus is the source of this 1101-nucleotide messenger RNA. NCBI's taxonomy places the organism in Eukaryota, Metazoa, Annelida, Polychaeta, Dinophilidae. The record is from the annotation of a GenBank genome assembly.